AUGGUUAGUUGGUGCAAACAAGUCAAACUAAACACCGAACAAACUUGGAAACUUCCAACGUCCAGCGUUUUGUUCUUCUUACGCUUGCUUACGAGCAAAUAUCUGGAUCCAAAAGCCCGGUCAAGCCCCGUUAAGAAAGGGUGUGGAACGGAGAAAAUGGGGAUUGACUCGCAGCAAUCGAGUUUCACGGACGACGCGCCACCUUCGGAUAGCGAUUCAUACUUCUCGAACCCAGAAUAUUUAGAGGAUGGCCGGCCUUCUCAGUUUGCCAGAUACCCUAUGCGAGUUGAGAUACCGCCGUUCACCCUCUCCAAACGGAUAUUUUAUUGGACAGAAAGUAACUACCAACGAAGCAUCAGUCGCCUAAUACAGGAUCGCCUAGAGAUUACCCGAGUCGUUGUUAAUCGGUUUCCGACCCAAGAAGAGACAGAUGCGUUGGUUUCGCAAGCAUCAUUUAUGCAGAAUAUGCCCCACUAUGGUGGAAUAAUAGGGCUUGCUGUUGGGUCAAUGAUUGCAAAAUCAAAGAAUGCAACAGCAGAGGCCGCAGCUAACAAAGCUGCCAGCCAGCAGUUUACCCCAAACCGUCCACUCUUCAAGCUUAACCCUGGUGAAAUGAAGGGCAGAUUCAUAAGGGCGUCAUUUAUACUCCCAAUAUUUGCAAUUAUAGGCACUGGCAUUGGUGAAGUUAUCGGAGAAGCGUACACUAGAGCUAGUGCAGUUACGGAUCCCAGGUUUGCCCGGCUUAGAGAUGAACUCUCACAUGCAGACCGUCAGGAGAUCGAAGCUCGUCUGAAGCGGUAUCAAGCAGAAAGAUUAGCCGCAGCGCAUCGCCGGUUCGGUAAUGCGCCUCCUGCCACCCAGCCCCAACGGCCUGGAUACCAAGCUACCGAUGGCACCGACUCACCAGCCGGAUAUAGCCUGCCAGAUUCAAAGGUUUUGAAAGAAACCUACCGGUCACAAGGAGAGAGUCCAGAUUACUUAGCCUCAUAUUCCAGUGCAAACUAUUACCCGGAGGAUCGACAACAGCAGCAGGCAUACCCUUCAGCUCCAAGUAGUUCUUCUUCUAGCACAGAUGGGAAGAGUUUCUGGGAUGAUGACGCCAGCCCUGUAAAUUCAGAUUUCGCAUCCGGUUCUCCAACCUCAUCCCCCGAAUCGCCCUCUGGGAGUGCCUGGGCACGUAUUCGUCAACAGUCUAUGGGCGAUUCAUCAGCAAACAGCGGCAACUAUAACAACUCUACGUGGCAGAGGCGUUAG
This is a messenger RNA of Microsporum canis CBS 113480, 1254 nucleotides long. RefSeq lists its product as hypothetical. The record is from RefSeq and is a predicted model, not a curated record. The coding region runs from base 1 to 1254 and encodes 417 amino acids. Lineage: Eukaryota; Fungi; Ascomycota; Eurotiomycetes; Onygenales; Arthrodermataceae. The transcript is spliced from 2 exons.